AUGAACGACAUGAACGAAGCGAACCCAACGAAUACACCCGCAGAGCGAGCUCAACACGUGGAUCGAGUGGCUAUCAAACCACCACCGUUCUGGAAGGCCGAUCCGAAACUGUGGUUUGUUCAACUGGAAGCACAAUUUGCUCUAUCAAGUAUUACAGCAGACCUAACAAAAUACAACCAUGUGCUUAGUGUUGUGGACACGAGUAUUUUAAGUCAAAUAUCAGAACUACUCCUAAACCCACCUGCGGACAAUAAGUACAACGCUAUCAAAGACAGAUUAAUCUCAAUAUAUUCAGAUUCUCAGGAGAAGAAAUUAAAAACUCUCUUGUCAGACAUGAAUCUCGGCGACAAAAAACCUUCGCAGCUAUUAAAUGAGAUGACACGUUUAGGAGGUUCAUCAGUUUCAUGUGAAUUACUGAAAACCCUGUUAAUGCAACAUUUACCUGCACAGAUGCAAUCAGUAUUAGCCACCAGUAAUGACAAUCUAGACAAUUUGGCGAAAAUGGCAGACAAAAUCGCAGAGAUUGAACAACCCCGCAACUUCGCAGUGCACAACAACGAUCCUUCACUUACUGAUACCAUCCGAAAGCUCUACAAAGAAGUUCAAGAGUUGAAACUACAGCAUCCUCGUCGUGAGCAAUCACCACGGAAAAGGUCGAAAACAGUCAGCCCCAGGAGGAGGCUGGUGAAGUCUGUUGGUACCAUCUUCAUUUCAAGGACCGUGCAAGAUCAUGCAGAGCGCCUUGCAAGAAGGGCCCCAUCCAGGAAAACGACACUUCACGACGUUAAGGGCGACGAACGCCGUGAACCCUACCAGUCGCCUUACCAACCCUCCUGCUACAGUCAACUCUACCUUCUCUAA
Sitophilus oryzae (rice weevil) is the source of this 861-nucleotide messenger RNA. RefSeq lists its product as uncharacterized. Lineage: Eukaryota; Metazoa; Arthropoda; Insecta; Coleoptera; Curculionidae. The coding region runs from base 1 to 861 and encodes 286 amino acids. The record is from RefSeq and is a predicted model, not a curated record. The transcript has a single exon.